Messenger RNA from Racocetra persica, 2535 nucleotides. NCBI's taxonomy places the organism in Eukaryota, Fungi, Glomeromycota, Glomeromycetes, Diversisporales, Gigasporaceae. The record is from the annotation of a GenBank genome assembly.
GAUGGUUUGCCCUUUUUAGAAAUGAAUGCUAUUCAAAGUUCUAUCGACGAUGAUUUAAGAAAGAUAUCGGUCGAAUUAAUGUUCAAACCAGAUCGUCAAAUUAUUAACUAUCAAGCCUCUGAAAGAAAUAAUUUGCACGCCAAAAAACACACUUUAAAGCAUAAACUUGCUGGAGCUGUAACAAUAGCCAGUGCUGCAUUACCUGUAUUUUGUUUGCCUUUCAUAGGAAUUCUAGUAUUACCUCUAUUACCUCUAUUACCGUUAAUGUACAUCGGUUGGAAACAAGGUGCCCAACUUUUAGGUGAGCCAGAAAUUCGUGGAAAGCUCAAUCAAAUUAUAAAAGAUGCAUUAGCUGCUUAUGAUGAAGGAGAUUAUCAAAAAUUUUUCAAUUUGCUUUCUGAAGAAUACAAAAAGGAUACAAGUCUCAUAAAAUUAAAAAAGCGUUAUGACAAUAUUAAUCUUGAAAGUAUAAUAGAUCCACUUUUAAGUCACGGUUUUAGAUCUGAUGGCAUCGCCUAUUUGUUAAAUUUGAUAGGUGAGGUGUUAAGUAGCGGCAAAAUAAAAAUUCCGGGCAUAGAUAGAACACAAAAUGAUUUACAUGAGAUGGGGAAACAUGUUUUUGAAGGUGUGCUAAGCGAAAAACUUCUGAAAGAAGCUAGAAUAUUGGAUGAUCGCAUUCAUGCAUUACGAAAAGAUGAUCUUAAAAGCAAGGCUAAAAGUGCUAUCCAGAAUGCCAUAGACAGUUUAUUUAUUAACUCGUAUAGUGAAUUAGCAAAAGAAUAUAUAGAUAAAGAAGACAAAGACGACGCCCAAAAAAUGCCCUUUCAAUCAAGAUUAGAGGAAAUGCGCAAUAUUGCAAGACUUAAUCUCGCAAUUUUUGAUAUAUUGAAUACUGACAAGGAAGCAUUUACGAAAGUAAGCAACACUAUUAAAGAAAUUAGAGAAUCAAUAAGCAAUAAUUAUCAAUUUUCUGGUUCAACCGAAUCACGCCUCGAAGUUUUAGAAGAUUUUUUGUGGAUUAUGAGCGGUGAAGUGCCUAGAACUCCUUCAGUUUAUUUUAUAAAAUCGGCUGAAGAACGAUCAACCGAAAAACGUGAUAAAAAAUACAUUGAAUAUUUAAAAGAAAAAUUACAAAUGGUAUUCGACGAUAACGAAAGAAUCGGUCUUCAUACUAAAUUGGCAGACUGCCUUGUGAAAUUGGCCGAAGAAGAAUGUAAAGUCUACUUGUUAAACAGCUUAAGUUACUGGCAAGAUGCUCAAGAGCAUUAUGAAAAAGCACGUGAAAUAGACCCCAAGAAUCAAUAUGCAACACUUGGUGUUGCAAAAUGCCUAUUAAAUUUAACACAAUAUAAUCGGCUUAUAAAAUUUCUUGAUACAAGCCCAGAUUUAACUUCAUCGGCCGAGUAUUGGAGAUUCUGUAGUAUCGCUUAUUGUAAACAAACAGAAUACGACAAAGCUACGGAAUUUAUUCUUGAAGCAUUGAAACUAGAUCCUCAAAGCAUCUUAGCUAUGAAACAGAAGGAACACCUUGAUAGACUAAGAGUAAACCGUAAUGAUCGUAUUAAUCAUUAUAAUAAAAAAAUAUUUGACCUAGAUAACUUAAUUAAAAAUUCACAUCAUGGUAAUGAUGAAUCAAUUUACAGAAUUCUCUCGAUUGACGGUGGUGGUGUGCGCGGCAUAUUACCAGCCUUAUGGCUCAGUGAACUAGAAUAUCGAGCACGCAGGCCCAUUUCUCAACUAUUUAAUAUGAUAGCUGGAACCUCUACAGGUGGAAUUAUUGGUGCAGGGCUUUCAAUGCCGCGUCAGGAUUUAAGCUUAAAGUCACCUCUAUUGGCUACAGAUUUAUUGGAAUUAUAUCAAAAUCAAGCAAAAUCCAUGUUUACUGGUGCAUCAUGGAAUAUCUUUGCAGCAACAAAAUAUACGGAUGAAGGACGUUCUUUAAUAUUUAACAAAUAUUUUGGAAAAAUCUGUUUAAAUGAAUCACUCACUGAGUUGGUUAUUCCUGCAGUAAACAAAGACAACAUGCAAUUACACUUGUUUACACGCCAUAACUCAGUUAAUGAUAAGUCAAAUGAUGCACUUUUUGAUAUUCUAAUGGCUACAACUGCUGCACCCACUUUUUUCUCUCCUUACAAAAUGAGAAAUAAGGGCAUUUUCGUAGAUGGAGGUGUACAACUUAAUAAUCCUGCACUUACGGCUUACAAUGAGGCCUUUAAAUAUAAUAAAAAUGUUACAGUGCUUUCUUUGGGUACAGGUAGUUAUAUACCUAAUCCUUUGAAUCCUGAUUUAUAUUAUGACCGACUUUUUUGGACGAAAAAUCUAUGCAAUGUUACACAAGAAUAUAAUGUUGAUCGUACGAUGUACACUAUGCUGGGAGAUUGUUAUCAACGAUGGCAAGUUUUGUUAGACAAACCCGUAGCAUUUGAUGAUUACAAUAAUAUUUCUCAUCUCUUAGAAUUAGGACACCAAUAUAUUGAAGAACUCGAUGCUUCAGAUGAAAAUCCUCUAAAUGCAUUAGUAGAAUCUUUCUUUUGA